This is a messenger RNA of Suillus fuscotomentosus, 789 nucleotides long. RefSeq lists its product as uncharacterized. NCBI's taxonomy places the organism in Eukaryota, Fungi, Basidiomycota, Agaricomycetes, Boletales, Suillaceae. The transcript has 6 exons. Bases 1 to 789 code for a protein of 262 amino acids. The record is from RefSeq and is a predicted model, not a curated record. Gene Ontology annotation, biological process: protein phosphorylation. Gene Ontology annotation, molecular function: protein kinase activity.
AUGCCACCACACAACAUUGGUUUCAAAUCUCUGCUCCAAGAGAUCCCAGAGGUGGAAUUCAAGAGAACUCAGAAUACUCCUCAUCUCACGGGUGGAUUUUGUGAUGUCUGGAAAUGCAUCUGGUCCACCUCUUCUAGUGAUCAGCCUCUUACAGUUGCAAUAAAGUUGGUGAGGGUCGCUGACUCCGAAGAGAAGAUAUCGGUGGAAAAGACUGCAUGGGUUAUACGACGUGAGGCCCAUGUCUGGGCCAACUUGGAAGACGACCAUGUCCUCUCGCUUCACGGAAUCACAACUGGUUUCGGAGUCUUACCAGCAUUUGUUUCAUCAUGGAUGACAAAUGGGUCUCUCGAAAGCUACCUGAAAAAGGACCCCAAACCUACCACCCUUGGCACCACUUGGAAAAGGUACCGAAGGCCUUUCAGGGGAGGCCUCCCCUUAGAUCCUGUUCAGGACUCCACAGAACCUCCAGCGAGGAGGAGCCAAGAGGAUGUCAGAUUGUUUUCCCGCUCCUCCUUGCACCUCGUGAGCCAAAUUAGUUUACUGCUCCUCCUCACACCUCGUGAGCCAAAGUUUGCACUGCCCUCGCUCAUUCACAACAAUCCUCACGAGCCCUUUGUUCAAAAUCAUUUCAGGUGCAUUAAUGGUUUUCUCAACCUCGUGAGCAGCUGGACUCCUUGGGGCAGACGUGCUUCUCAACGACUCGUAUCUAUUGAGAUCGAGAUGCUCAACCUUGCAAGGAGCUGGAGCUCGGGGCAGACAUGUUUCCCGUUCCUUGCGAGCCGUUUUUAA